CCUCUGUGCUCCGGCCACAUCGUCGGUCACUUCUCUUUUUUUCUUUCAUUGAGCGAAAGAGACGUAUCUUUCUCCCCUGCUCGUCAAAGCUUGGUCCUCAUCUUUGGUCAUAGAAGAGCGGUGAAGAGAAUCCAAAGGAAGAAGAAAACAGCAUUCCCACAUCUAUCAAAACAUAACCAGGAGGAAAUCUAUAGAAAAUAAGGAACCAGUGACUCUCUAAGGCGGCGAAGUACCACCAACAAGAAGAAGUAUGUCGGGCGGCGUGGGGCCGGUGAACAAAGACAUCCGCCUGCCGGACGACGAGUUGCCUCCUCCUCCUUCUCCUUCUCUGCCGUCCAAGUACACUCCCCGGUUCUUCCACCUUCUCUCCUUCCGCCAACUCAACGCUUUCGCCGUCAUCGUCGUCCUCGCCUUCGGCGGCCUCGUCUCCAUCUCCGACGUCACCUUCCUCCUCUUCUCCUUCGCCUACACCACCUUCAUCGCCCGCUUCGCCUUCCCACCUCGCGUGGACCACCUCCGUGCCCCCGGCGUCUUCAAACAGGGGAGUAAGCUUCUCGGUCUCUACGUCGCCCUCGGCGCUCUUAUUGGCAUCGUCGCUCCCGUUGUCUACCUCGCCGAGGGCGUAGUCGACGGCGAUAGGGAGGGCGUGAAGGCGGCGGCGCCCCACCUGUUCCUUCUUUGCAGUCAGGUGCUGGUGGAGGGAUGGGUCGACUCCGGCAGGUAUUCGCCAGCAGCCAGAUCCUUCGUCCCGGUAUACUACAACGCCAGAAGGGUGUCGGCAGUCUACGACUGGGUAGUUGCGGAGCUUCAGAAGGGGCUUGGCCACGUGCGCUCGCCGCUUCGGCUGCAUAUCGGUCGGGCUCUCGCCGUCGCCAACUUGGGCUUCUGGUGCUUCAAUCUCUUCUUCUUCCUCUUGCCCGUCUACCUCCCCCGCGUCAUGAAGUUGUAUUACUUGGGUGAUGCUGCGGAAGACAGGAGCAGAGAGUGACUUUCGCUUUGUUUCACUCUCUGUUUCUCUCGUAGACGGAUCGUUCUGCGGUCGUCAAUGUAAAGUUGGAUGGUUGCUGAUCUUUUUCUUUUUUCACUUUGACAGUUUCUUGAUCUUCUUGUCAGUGAGAAGGAGCCGUUCGGUUCAGCUUUCGCAAGUUCUUCUUCGAUGAGUUCCAUUUACUGU
Nymphaea colorata (pocket water lily) is the source of this 1174-nucleotide messenger RNA. RefSeq lists its product as uncharacterized. The record is from RefSeq and is a predicted model, not a curated record. The transcript has a single exon. Bases 251 to 988 code for a protein of 245 amino acids. NCBI's taxonomy places the organism in Eukaryota, Viridiplantae, Streptophyta, Magnoliopsida, Nymphaeales, Nymphaeaceae.